This is a messenger RNA of Ceutorhynchus assimilis (cabbage seed weevil), 2184 nucleotides long. The record is from the annotation of a GenBank genome assembly. Lineage: Eukaryota; Metazoa; Arthropoda; Insecta; Coleoptera; Curculionidae.
GAGAUCCGUCACAUUUCCGAAAUCGCAGGCAGGAAAUGCAAUUUUUUGAAAAUAAAUAAUAAAAUGUUAUUUUAGUUAUUAGAAAUUCAAAAUUAAAAUUGUGUGGGGCCCCGCCUUGACUAGAAACAAAAAGAAUUCACAAUUAAUUGAUUAAAAGGUAAAUGGGUGACGGUUAUCAAAGGCAUCAUGCGGGACAUGGUUUUUGCACCUCAAAAGAAGAACUUUUCUAACACUUCCUUAUUAUUUUCACCUGCAUCCUAAUAUUAAAAUUUUUGGUGGUUGGUCUUCGAUAAUGUAGCACAUUUUCAACUAGAGUAGUUAGAAUCGCGCAACACUUUUCUCUUAGCAAGAAAAUGAAGAAAACUACAAACAAUCUCAAAACAACAAUUAAAGAGCGUAAAUAUGAAUGUACCAUAUGCAUAAAAAACUUCUUAAGCUCAAACGAUUUACGUAAACACGUCAGAGUUCACACCGACGAAAGGCCAUAUAUCUGCAACGAAUGUCAGCAGGCUUUCCGCCAAGCAGUUACUCUAAAAAACCACAUACUAUCGAAACACUGUAAACUGAAUGGCUUUUUUCAUUGCGAUAUUUGCAGUCGUAGUUUUGCCCUAAAAGGACGCUUAAAACUGCACAUGCGCACCCACACAGGAGAAAAGCCUUAUUCCUGCGAACAUUGCUCAAAGACCUUUGCUAGAAAAGGCCAACUACAGCAACACAUGCGUGUUCACGACCAAAAAAAACCUUUCACCUGUGACGUAUGCAAAAUGUCCUACACGUGCUCGCAAAACUUAAGAUUACACAGAAACAAGCAUUUCGAUGUGAAACCGUACACUUGCGAUUUGUGUGGUAAAUGUUUCACUAGACGUGACGCUUUGUUGAAACAUUUAAGAAACACGCACGAAAACAUUAAAGCGUUUUGCUGCCCAAUUUGCCACAAGUACUUCAAAGGACACCUUCCUCAGCAUUUAAGAACGCAUACGAGAACUAAACCGCACGCUUGCGCUCACUGUGAAAAAUCCUUCGCGCAAAGAUCUCAAUUGGUUGUGCACCAAAGAAUUCAUUCGGGAGAACGACCUUAUCGAUGUAGGGUUUGUUGGAAAGCUUUUGCACAUUCAACGGCAUUAAAUCUUCACAAACGACAACACACCGGCGAGAAACCUUAUACUUGCAUGGAGUGCAAGCGUGGGUUCAAUCAAAUUCCACACUUAAAAAAGCACAUGUUGCGCAAGCACAACAUGGAUAAAGUUUUUAAUUGCGAAUGGUGUAAAGAGUAUUUUAAGUCCAAAAGAGAGCUUCAAGAACACGAAGAGUUGCCUUGCAAAAAAAAACCUUUGAAUCAGGAAAUCAAAGACGAAAUUCAACCGAUGACUUUGCCCAAAAUGAGAUUCUUAUUAGCGAUUUUGUUGAAAAGGAUUUCAACUAGAGAACGUUUGUCCGAAUUGGGUUUUAACAAAAAGCUUAUUGAUGAGGUUUUAGAGUCUUCGAUAAUUCAUUCGAAACGGUUACCAUGUGUUGAUGAAAGUCUUAGCAUAGCUGCUAGGUUGAAGAAUAAUAUUAGAAUAUUGCUAGAUUGGACUGUGCCUGAUGAGUUUAUGAAGAAAUAUAAAAUUGAGCAAAGAUCGGUUGAGGAAUUGUUGGAAGAAUUAACAUCGUAAAUUGAUCUUAGAAAACUUCACUUCUUUAAAUGACUUAAUAGAAAUUUGUUAAGUCAAGUAGAAUUAUUGGGAACAAGGGUCAGUUUAGAGUAAAUAUUGCAUGUAGAAACAGUGUAUUCUAUUGUCUAUUAUUAAUUCUCAAAUGUUUUAUAUGCGAUUUUUUUUUACUAUGCAUUCAAAUUUGAUAGUUGCUAGAUUCAUGAGAAGAAUUUUAGAAAAAGAAAACAAAUUUUAGUAUAUUAGGAUCUGAAUGUAGGUACUUUGGACUGUGAUCUUAUUUACGCCCAAAGAUUGCACCAAUCUUGCCAUGUUACGUUACUUACCAAAAAAAUAUAUAUUAAGUUUGAUCUUGUGUCAUUUUGCACCAAUCUUGCCAUGUUGCCAAAAAAAAUAUGUAAGUACCUAUAUUAAGUUUGAUUUUGUGUAAUUUGAUUUUAGAUGCCAAAUACCUAUUUUCCAAUAUUAGUAGUUUUUACCAACUAGGCAAUUUAGUUACCAAAGUUUAGCUUUUCAUAAAUUUAUAUCGUUC